GGAAGAGGCAGCGCUGCUUACACAUGCAGCGGCAGCAGCAAGAGCCGUGGCAGCAGCAGCAGCAGCAGCAGUAGCAGCACAAGCAGCAGCAGAAACAACAGCGGGACCGGAAGCCAUUUGAAGCAGCAGCAGGAGCAAAAGGCGAGAGCAACAUCUGCAGCAGCGAGAGCGCGUUCAGCAGCAGCAGUAGCAGCAGCUGACCAAACGAAGUCUGCUUCCGCAGCAGCUGCAGCAGCAGCUACAGCAACAACAGCAGCAGCAGCAACAGCAGCAGCAGCAGCAGCAACAGCAGCAGCCGCAGCAGCAGCAGCAGCAAGUAUAGCUGCUGCAUCAUUUGAAUCUGUGCUGCGGCCUUCAUAG
Eimeria tenella is the source of this 360-nucleotide messenger RNA. RefSeq lists its product as uncharacterized. Gene Ontology annotation, molecular function: ice binding. The transcript has a single exon. NCBI's taxonomy places the organism in Eukaryota, Apicomplexa, Conoidasida, Eucoccidiorida, Eimeriidae. The record is from RefSeq and is a predicted model, not a curated record. The annotation marks the transcript as partial.